Messenger RNA from Trematomus bernacchii (emerald rockcod), 3201 nucleotides. RefSeq names its product ADP-dependent glucokinase (gene adpgk). Bases 212 to 1699 code for a protein of 495 amino acids. The record is from RefSeq and is a predicted model, not a curated record. Gene Ontology annotation, molecular function: ADP-specific glucokinase activity. Gene Ontology annotation, cellular component: endoplasmic reticulum. The transcript has 8 exons. Gene Ontology annotation, biological process: glucose metabolic process. NCBI's taxonomy places the organism in Eukaryota, Metazoa, Chordata, Actinopteri, Perciformes, Nototheniidae.
GGAUGUACCCUGCUGAUGCGCAUGCGCAGAGCGUGAGGCGGAAGCUGUUGUCAGUCAUUCCUCCUUCACGUACCGUUGGACCUCUUCAGUUUCUGUCGCUGCACCGGCGGAAUCUGCACAUUAAACCCUGUUAAUGUGACUCACCAGGACACAGUAUCCUCUUCCCGUGCAACUGAACUUGAAGCCUACACAAUAUUAUCGCGUGAGCAUCAUGUGGAGGAAGGCUUCAGCGGCCGCCCUGCUGGCGUUGGCUGUCGGGUAUUUCUACCACGGCGGCUCGGAGCUGCCGGAGCAGAUCCUGCAGUACAUCGGCCUGCCGAACUUCCAGACCCCCCCGGAGAGCCAGAAGAGCCUGGAGCAGGUGGUCUCCUCCGCCUGGGAGACGCUGAUCACUCUGCCCACCCGGCAGUGGAGCAGAGUGGCUGUAGGGGUGAAUGCCUGUGUGGAUGUGGUGGUCUCCGGCGUGGGGCUGCUGCAGGCUCUGGCUGUGGACCCCGGCUCCGGCCUGAAUCACGAGGUGUUGCACUCCAAAGAGGACCUGAAGGAAGCCUUCAUCCAUUACAUGGAGCGCGGAGCUGCAGCCGAGCGCUUCUUCAGCGACAGCGAGGUGUUUCAGAGGAUCGCACGAGCAGCGGCAGAGUACCCCGGGGCCAAGCUGUACGUGGGAGGGAACGCUGCCCUCAUUGCUCAGAAGCUCGCCACAUACCCUGACCUCGUGGUUUUGUUAUGUGGGCCGAUUGGUCCUAAACUUCACGAGAUGCUGGACGAGCAGAUAAUGGUUCCCCCGGGUUCCAUACAGGAGACGGAUGAGUAUCACCUCAUCCUGGAGUAUAAAGCAGGUGAACAGUGGGGUUCGACACAGGCACCUCAAGCCAACCGCUUCAUCUUCUCUCACGAUGUGUCCAACGGGGAGAUGAGCUCCCUGGAGACGUUCGUGGAGAGUCUGGAGGAGUUUGAUCCGGAGCUGGUGGUGCUGUCGGGGCUGCACAUGAUGGAGGGGCAGGGCCGGGAGCUGUGGGAGGAUAGACUGAAGGAGGCUGUGUUAGCCAUAUCUGAGAUCCCCAGAGAUAUUCCCAUCCACCUGGAGCUGGCCAGCAUGACGGACAAAGACUACAUGAACAGCAUCAUGCAGGAGCAGGUUAUGCCCAUUGUCAGCUCCAUCGGGCUGAACGAGCAGGAGCUGCUCUUCCUCUCUCAGGCUGGAGAGGGGCCUCAUGCUGAGAUGGUAGCCUGGAAAGGGAUCCCAGACGUGGGACGGGUCAGCGACAUCCUCCUGUGGAUCCUGGAGCAGCACGGCCGCAUCGAACCAUCCUCCGAGGCGGACCUGACUCGCGUUCACUUCCACACGCUGGCCUACCACAUCCUGGCCACGGUGGACGGGUACUGGGGGAACCAGGCGUCCGCGGUGAUGGCCGGAGCGCGGGUCGCCAGCAGUCAGGCGUGUGGCCUCCAGGCUGUGGACCCCAGCAAGGUGGAGCUGAAAGCCCCGCUGGAGUUUUACAGCUCACACGCUGAGCCCCGAGAGCAGCUGUCCCUGAUCCCAGAGCAGCCGGUCACCGUGUGGCGGAGAGGGAACGUCACCUUCCACCUGACGGCCGUGCUGGUGUGCCGACAGCCUCUGAGGACAGUCGGGCUCGGGGACGCCAUCUCAGCAGAGGGACUCGUUUACUCCGAGUUCGAGGCCCAGCAGCCCUUCUGAGGUUUGCUUCAAUCUGACACUCCUUGAAGUCUGAGAUUGUUAGGUCGGAGUUUCUAAGGUUGUUCAGGCUUCUGUUUCCUGAACCAGUGUCUUCCCCUCUGGAUCUCCACUGAGUUUAAGGAUGUGAUCGAUGGUGAUAGAUUUCAAUCCUGCCUGAUGACUCCUCCAGCCAGCUCUCCUCUGUUCCUCCUCCUCCAAUCCUCCUGCAGACACAGAAAGUGAGGCGGCGCUUCACAGAAGUGUCUGGGCUGCGAGGCGACCUGACUCUAUGCAUCGGCCGCGACUCAAAGCCAUGUUCACAAACUCCAAAGAGUUCUGUUGGCUCACCUAAUUUACUCUGACCUGCAUAUCUUAGGUAUGCUGUGCCUUUAGAAAAAUAUGAGUUUAAGAAGUUCUAAUAAUACCGUAUUCAUAUUUCAGAGCCACUUCAUACUUAGCAUCACAUCAGCUGACAUAUUAUAACUCACACAUAUAAAUAAUUCUGUUUGACUGGAAACUGAUGAGCGUCUUAGUAUAUUGUAGAAUCUAGGUGGAAAUCUUGAUGUUCUGUGUUUCUUCAACUCAAUGGGUGACUUACUUACGUGUAAUUAAUGUUUAGACUGUUAAGACAUACUUGACCUUUUUGUUAUUUGUCACUAAAAGAUAAAUACUAGUCUUCUCAGUUGUUUAAGAUGUUAAAGUUUCUCAACUCUGCAUAGUAACAGUUAUUAUAAUCUCUGUUGCUUUAACACUCCUGAUGCAUUGUCUGUAUAUGAUCAAAUAAGGAGAUUCUACACUAUAAAAUGCAAGUGUGGUUUUGAAGGGGAUCCUUCUUUAUGCAGUAAAGCUCAGUUUACAAUGAGAUGCACCGGAUGAUUAAUUGAAAAGGUUCUGAUGGCGAUAAAACACAGAUGAUGGUGAAAUUAAAUUCCAAAAUGAGCUGUACACCAUUAUGUUAUCCUGGUUACUGUACUUCUUUGUAUAUUUUUUUACUGUUUUUUUUGUACAUGGUCAUUCUGUCAGUUGUUACCUUCUCUCACUUGUAAAAUGUAACUGUAACACGAUUGGCUGGAAAAUCUUACUGUUACAUACAGCAAGAAGAGCUUCUGGCCUAUCGGUACAUUAUGCUGUUUCAUGGGUUGUUUGGUUGUUUUUUUUAGCUUACUUGGGAGCGCCUGCUUCAUGUUAGUAUACAUUGCAUAGCCGUAAGAACAAUGUAUUUGUAUACCUCACAUGGCCGCUGAAGGCAUGCAAUAAUGGAGUCUUAAUGCAAACGUACAGCAACAAGAAGAAGGGCGGUUUUUUGUUGAACAGAGUUGAUUAUUUGCACUAGUACGAAGGGGCAGGAGUGCUUGCAGAGGUGAAUGUAACCUGUACUCUGAACCCCAGCCCCUUUAUUUUUAGCAAGUACAAUCUUUUCAUCUUAACUAAUUUCAUAAUUUGUGUCUCAUGUUUUAACAAUUGUAACUGUCAUCAUGUUUCAUUUCCAUGUAGUUUGUCAUUAAAAUAUAUAUGGAGAGGCC